Molecule: messenger RNA, 4508 nt
Organism: Neoarius graeffei (lesser salmon catfish)
Lineage: Eukaryota; Metazoa; Chordata; Actinopteri; Siluriformes; Ariidae
Gene: zdhhc12b
Product: zinc finger DHHC-type palmitoyltransferase 12b
Exons: 5
Coding region: 400-1224 (274 amino acids)
Biological process (GO): peptidyl-L-cysteine S-palmitoylation; protein targeting to membrane
Cellular component (GO): Golgi apparatus; endoplasmic reticulum
Molecular function (GO): protein-cysteine S-palmitoyltransferase activity
Source: RefSeq, a predicted model, not a curated record
AAAAAUGUGUUCGGCUCAGGAUUUCUCGUCAGAACCGCCCAUGUUUUCCUGACAUGGGUUAUAACGCUGAUUCUCUUCCUGCACGACACCGGUGAGUCCAGAUCACAUACACUCCAUCCGCCAGUUUAUUAGGAACACCCCACCCUUGCUCAUUCAGUCAAACAUGGGGCAAAACUUCACUAUGAUCUCUGAUUUCAUGCCACCGUGUUGCUGCAGGAUUGAGUAUUUUGUGAAACUGCUGAUCUCCUGGGAUUUUCUCACACAACCAUAUCUACAGAGUGGUGUGGGAAAACAAAAAACAUCCAGUGAGGGUCAGUUCUCCAGGUGGAAACGUCUUGGUUAGAGAAGAAUGGCCAGACUGGUUCAUGCUGACAGGAAGUCGACUCUUCAGUAACUCAAAUGAGAAGAAGAAGCAGCCUUUACAUGCACAAUGAAAUUCAUCCACUGCAUUUAACCCAUCUGAAGCAGCGUGCGUGCAGACAUAUACCCAUAGCUACUCUUUACAACCGUGAUCUCCGUAGGGAGGAAGAGGCAGGUCGACUCACACUGCCCGUACUCUUCGUGCUGCUCGUGUUGCUUUCUGUGCUCCUCUACUUUGCUGUGUCACUAAUGGAUCCCGGGUUCGUGCUGACUGAUGACUGCGACUUACAGUUCACUCUUGGCAUCACUGAAGAGCAACAGGACAUGAUUCCCCAAACCAAACCAUUCCGUCAGCGUCGCUGUGGUCAUUGCUUGUUACAGCAACCGAUGAGAUCCAAACACUGCCAGACGUGUCAGCACUGCGUGCGCCGCUAUGAUCAUCACUGCCCGUGGAUUGAGAACUGUGUAGGGGAGAGGAACCAUCGCUGGUUUGUGCUGUACUUGGCCGUGCAGUUUGUCGUGCUGCUCUGGGGGCAACACAUGGCCUGGUCAGGCUUCAGCGAUGCUAUGACAUGGUCAGUGUGGCUGAAAUCAAACAGCAUACUGUUGGUGACGUGCGCUGUGGUGGCACUGCUGACGUUGAUCGUGCUGCUCCUCCUGGGCUCACACCUUUACCUGGUGUCUUUGAACACCACCACCUGGGAGUUCAUGUCACGCCACCGCAUCUCCUACCUCAAACACUGUGGCGUUGACGAGAAUCCCUUCGACCGCGGGACCUUACGCAACCUGUGGAGCUUCUUCUGCGUGUGGAGCAUGGUGGUGUGGGAGCAGGUGUACUUCAGACAAGGCUGCAAUCCCGCUUAGAAAUAAAUACAUUCCUAUUAUUGAUCCAUAUCCUUAGUGAUUGUCAGUUGCAUGGACAGUGUCGUAGUUAGAACCACGUAGAGCCUCAUUUAUAGCGAGUCUGAUUUGGACUGCUGGUUGUCCUGUGAAUAGAUAUCUCGGAGAUUUUAUUUUCACCAAGUUGCAAUUGCACUUUUUAAAGUUAAAGCAGCGUGAGAAGCAUUUUAUUUUUUGCAUGAGUAAGCAAGCCUCAAUAUAAAUGCUUGUUUUCCGAUAAUGACAAAAGAUCAGUGAUUUUAUUACUAACACUCAGUUCUGUAUAAGCUUUCCUUGUGUUAUGUUUUGCUACAGCACAAAGGAACAUCUGUACAAUAAAGCAAAACAUACACUAAAGAGCACAACAAUAUUACUUAAUGUGACAGACAGGGUAAACGACCAACUUUUAUAGCAUAUUCAGUUCCGGAAUGAAAAGCACAAAUUAAGUUCUACCAUUUUUAUUGGGUCAUUUUAGUGGAUUCCUGGACAGCCCCUAAAUAAAACGUAUUUUUAGUAAGGGGGGGGGGAAGCAUUGCAUAAAGCCCGUGUGUCAAUAUAAACAAAGUUGUUCAUAAGUACUGCAGCUGUAAUAUCGGAUUAUUUGGUAGCAUUGUGUAGCUGAAUCGUAGCGGUGGAAAACCUAGUUUUAUCAUCGAGUAGGUAUAUUUAACAGUUAGUCCAAGAAAUUGAGUCGUACAUGAGCUGAUAGCCGACGAGGCACGUAGCGGCGAGUUGGCUAUAAGCUAUGUAUGACGAGAGUGAGCGGGAUAACUUUUAUCCUAUCCACAUUCACUGGAUUUGAGAGCCCUUUUUUUUUUAAAGCAAAUUAUAACUUUAUGCAAAAUGUCUGACAAUCAUUUCUGCUUCGAGUGUGAAACGCUCUAAUAAUUCUUGGGGGAGUUCUUACCCUCAAAUACUUUCUGUUCCCCCUCCAAUCCUUGACUGGUUGAGCAACACGGGACAUUUUGUUUUUCUCUACUCAUGGUAUAUGAACUGGUAGAGUAGCUAAUCAGAGCACACAAUUACUCAUAUGCAAUGAAUGUGGAUAGAAUAAUAGUUAAACUUGUGGUAUUGAGGCACAAUUUUCCCCUCCAUGUCUAAAUACCUGAUAUGAUUACAUGCACAGCGGAAUUCAGUGAUCAGAAGGUGUUAACUAUUAUCUAUUAGCAUGGCCCUGACAGUUAAUGAACUUGUUCCAAUCUAUUGUUUCCAUAGUAACAGCUUGCACAGGGACUUGUAUUGCUGGGUUGUCGGUCACGUGACUUUUCUUAGCAGUUUUACCAGAAGUGAAGUAGCUGGUGGUCUAAACAGCUGCCGUAGUGCAAACAGCUAGCAAGAAGUUAGAGUACGCUCGUAAUCUAGAAGCUCCUGCUCGUUUUAGAUAUAUUCAGAAGAUUGCUAUCGACCCUCUACAGUCUGGCAAAGAAGGAUCUGUGAUAUGAUCUUGAACAAUCUGGUUUUGCAGACAUCCACAGAACAGGUGGAAGAGUAUGGAGGCUUACAACUUUUUUUGUACGUAGCUGGGUAAAGGACCUCGCUAUCAAGUUGCUGCCAAAUGAAUCCUGUAUUGUUUUUGCCCGUCUAUGUAUGGUUUAAGCUUUUCAUUUGCAUCUUUACAACAAAGCGCUGCCAGUUGAACAAACAGUUGGCUUGAUUCUCACUCGUGUCGGCUCUUAUCUCGCAGGUAAAUCAUUCACAAAGAUCAUCAGAAACCCCUUUAAAAGACCUGGAUCUUAGUUAAACAAGACGGAGAAGUGAUCACGGUACAUUGUAACUGUAUGGUUGGGGAAGAAUUUUGUCACGACCUUCAUGCAUAUGGACUGAGGAGUAAACAAAAACAGCUGGAGACUUUAGUGCUUCGUGACAAAAAAAAAGUACCAUAAAAAGAGACAGAGCAAGAAAAGUACUUGGAAAACAUUGACAUGGUGAAAGGUUUGUAUUUCCCUCUCAGUUAAGUGAUCACUGCAACUCGAGCAUGCUUCAACUUGGCUCCCUUCGAUUUCAGUGAGGUUCAAAAGCCGCCUUUCUCGAUGUCUUUUUGGGAAAUCCUGUGUUCGUUCACUUUUUUUUUUUUUUUUAAAUUAGUUCACGGGGAACUCGGAAGACACUUCCGUUUCGCUGUUUGAUUCAAAAACAACGCAAGCAUAAAGCAUUUUUCAUGCAAGCAAUGCAGCUUCAUACAAACGCUGUGUCAGACCACCAGCUAAAGUUCUGAAUAACUAAUGAGGCAGAUGUGAUGUCACAUGAAACCCAGCAAUAGUGGCAGUGCUCUGUAAUUGUAAAGCUGUUAAAGGUUUCAGACAUGGAUUUACACUUUCCAGUUAUAAGCUGCAAUUUUUUUUUGUCUCUCUCUCUGAUUUAACAAAAAGGAGAGGACGGUAAGGGAACAACUGUUUAUAGCUACAAUGACAGAUCACACAACACUGAUGGCUGAACAAGUGUAGUAAUUGGCUGAUAGUCAGCUGGUAUUGAGUCCAUGGGCUUUAGGUGAAAAUUUGGUCAGUUGAUCGCUCAUUUGAUGCGCACUUAACUCUUAUGGGACUCAUCUUCAUGAACAGCUGUGAAAUCAUUGAAGUUCAUCCACUGCUGACUGAGAAAACAAACCGCUGAAAAACGCCGAGCCCUAAGACAAAUGUACUUUAAGUUGGGGUUUGUUUCAUUUAUUUAUUUAUUUUUUUUAAAUAAAUACAUGUUGCUGUUUGAGAAAUUGACAAUCAGAUCAGUAACUGGUACCACCUUAAAUUUCAGCCAUAUGAAAUUACAUCUACUGAAAAUAGAGUAUUUAAUGAUUCCACAAAACAGCUUUCUCUUAAAGAAAUAUCCCAUAAGCAGUCAUACAGGGUUUGUAUAUUGAAAUCAUAUGAAAAACUUCAAGUCUAACUAUUAUUUUUGUAUACAUAUAGCCUGUUUUCAUACUACCUAUCAAGCAAUUCAAAAAAAAAAAGUGCGCAUGUGUAUGGUUUAGAACACUUAGUUUUUAAACGAUUUUUGUAAUAUUUGUUGAAUGGUUGCAACACUGUACUGUUUCUCCUUUAUAGAACAAACCAUUAGAAUGUCUUCUGUGCAAUAUUUUAAAGCCUGGAAAGGAACAAGCAAUAACUAAUUCUCCUCUUAAAGUCACUUCCAAUGAAUUUGCACUUGACUGUUUCAGUAUUUGUGCUGAAAUCCAAUAGACUUUGCUUCGAUUCAAGUUGCUUAUGCAAUGUUUUUCUGACAUGCAAUGAUGUACCGAGUCACAGUGGCAGUAUUCAAUAAAUUGAACAAAUGAA